AUGUUUUAUCCAGAUCGAGCACCAGUCGCCCCAUUACUUGGUACUCCUGACAGCCGCAUCACAUCUUUCGAAGGAGGCACGACAAAGAGCUGUGCUACUAUACCGGAAGACGAUGAGGAAGAAUCUCCAAGCUGUGAAAAAAUUGAUGAUCUUGUUUCGAUUGAUAGGACAACGACCUCUACAUCUGAACAGAAGUCUCGCCAAUGUUACAACUCGCAUUCUUCCUACAACCUUGUUUUGCCCGUUUCUCCUCCUGAGUUUCAGAUCCCUGUGCCUUUGUAUUCGCCGCCAUCAGUACCUUCGAAUCCAUCCCGACCUAGUCAAACUAGUCGAAAUGGAACACACGGUAGUCCGGAAGAACCGAGUCCGUCUUUGCAAAGCAUUGGAAGUAUUCACCUAGACUCGCACAGCGUUAGAGCGGAUCUAGAAAGACUGGAAUGGCGUUGGAUCGACGAUGGAAUGGCGCUGUCACGAAUCGAAGAAGAAUCCGAAGGAUAUGAGGAACGAGCGAUGCGAACCGUAUUCAGCCAAGGUAGUUUGGACAGAGAACAAAACUUUGUGAUACCUCGAAGCAUCUCAGAACAGUUUGAACUGAUGCGACGGAACUGA
Cylicostephanus goldi is the source of this 609-nucleotide messenger RNA. NCBI's taxonomy places the organism in Eukaryota, Metazoa, Nematoda, Chromadorea, Rhabditida, Strongylidae. The record is from the annotation of a GenBank genome assembly.